Chiloscyllium plagiosum (whitespotted bambooshark) is the source of this 1193-nucleotide messenger RNA. RefSeq names its product secreted phosphoprotein 24-like. The record is from RefSeq and is a predicted model, not a curated record. Gene Ontology annotation, biological process: bone remodeling. Gene Ontology annotation, cellular component: extracellular region. Lineage: Eukaryota; Metazoa; Chordata; Chondrichthyes; Orectolobiformes; Hemiscylliidae.
UAUAAAGACUGAACGCAGCAAGGAAAGGGCAGAGCAAGAGAGAGAAGCAGCUCCUUUACUCUGAGAAAGCAGCCAGCUGAUCACACAAGAGGCAGAAUGAAAGCCUUCCUCCUCAUCAUUGCUGCAGUGCAGAUUCUCCACUGCUCAGGAAUACCGAGCCCUAAGGAUGCUCUGAGAGUGUCUGUUAUAAAACUGAACCAAAUCACCAAGACCAGCAAUCUGUGUGGGAUAACCAGGAGAAGGGUGAAGGAUAUUUACCGCACAGGGAAAUUGUCAUACAACGUGGAUUUAACAUUCUCUGUGAAGGAAACCGUCUGCUCCAAGAAUUCUGGACUGGAAUUUGAUGACCCCAGCUGUUACUUCCAUCCCAAAAUGACUGCAGUGAAAGGUUUGUGCACAAGCCAUGUUGAGUAUUUUGCCGAUGAGGUUGUUGACGUUGAUGUUGAGUGUCGAGGGUUGAAGAUGGUGGACAGCAACAGUGACUCAUCAGAAACAAAUGAAAACAGUAUUGAGGUCAAAACCAAAUCAAAACAGAUGUCAACUGAAGAAUCACUGGAUUGGAAAAGCAAAUCAGCAGAGACAUCACUCGAGGACUCUCCAAAUUUGAGCAUUGAUGAGUUGAGUAUUAAGUCAUCAGAAACAUCACUUGACGUGUCUUCAAAUGAAUACCAUGACGAUUCAAGAUUCCGACACUAACUAGGAAUGAAACUUCUGAAAGACUGAACUUGGUCUGAACACAAGCUCUCAUUCCAAUUAAAGAAAAUGGAUUGACGCUACUUAUUCAUAUAUAAACCUGAGGCUCGUGACUACAUUUCACUGUAACUGGGAGAUUCUAUAGUUUGUAAAUAUUCUCUCCUUUAACAUAAGUUGAUGAAUUCUGUGGUUCUCGUGAAAAUUGUAAAUAAAAUAUUCUCUAACGUCAUUUAGAACUGAUGUUCAUUUUGCUCUGCAUUCAAGAUAUUAAUGUGAGCUUGUCUGCUCAGAUUUAUCAUUCAAAUUCUCUGCUGAGAUGGUCUCUUCUACCAGCAAUUUACUGUUCAUUUACUAAUAGCCUAAUAGUAAAGAUGUUUGCGUUAUCUUGUUAAUUCAUAUGUUUGGAUUUAGACUAUAACUUUAACAGUAUCAUUACCGAUGAUGUGGACACCACUUUGCUAUUCUGAAAACAGAUAAAUAAAUGUCUUUUCCUGUCAAAA